Messenger RNA from Rubroshorea leprosula, 1660 nucleotides. Lineage: Eukaryota; Viridiplantae; Streptophyta; Magnoliopsida; Malvales; Dipterocarpaceae. The record is from the annotation of a GenBank genome assembly.
GAAAAAAACAGAGGUUCGUUUCUUACGUUUUGCUCGGUUUAGUUGUUUCAAACACCAUAUAAGAACCUCGACUGUUCUCGACGACGGCUUUUGUUCUCCACCUUCAUUUCUUCCGCAAAACGGAAAGUAUUAUUCCGGCAUGGGCGAUCCCGGAGAAUCUCUUUUGAAUCGGAACAAGUUCAACCGAUGCCAAUCACACGCGCAGGACGAGCUGCAGAGCUUCCGGACCUACUUGCGGUGGAUGUGCGUCGACCAAUCCAGCUUCUGGACCGUCGCCCUAUCUUGGUUCGUGUUCGUCAUUUUCACCUUCGUGGUGCCGGCGAUGUCACAUUUCUUUCUCGCCUGCUCUACUUGCGAUGCCAAGCACUCCCGACCCUACGACGCGGUUGUCCAGCUUUCGCUCAGCAGCGUCGCGGCACUCUCAUUUAUCUGCCUCUCGAGAUUUAUCAGGAAGUACGGGUUGCGGAGGUUCUUGUUCUUCGAUAAGCUCGUCAAUGAGAGCGAAACUGUGAGGAAGAAUUACACGGGUCAGCUCCAUAGAUCACUGAAGAUUGUCCUAGUUUUUGUCCUCCCUUGCUUUCUAGCCGAGUCUGCAUACAAGAUAUGGUGGUAUGCCUCAGGAGCUUCACAGAUCCCAUUCUUGGGCAUUGUUUGGCUAAGUGACACCGUGGCCUGCAUGUUGGAGCUUUGCUCUUGGCUCUACCGGACCACUGUGUUCUUCCUCAUCUGUGUCCUCUUUCGUCUCAUUUGUCACCUACAGAUCCUCCGCCUCCAAGACUUUGCUCAAGUUUUCCAGGUUGAUUCCGAUGUUGGAUCUGUCCUGUUUGAACACCUUAGGAUCAGAAGACACCUGAGGAUCAUUAGCCACCGCUACCGUGCCUUUAUUCUAUGGUGCCUGAUCUUUGUUACUGGCAGCCAGUUUACCUCGUUACUCAUCACCACAAAAUCCAAUGCUGAAUUGACUAUAUACAAAGCUGGAGAGCUAGCUAUGUGUUCCGUGACUCUUCUCACGGGUCUGCUCAUUUUACUUCGUAGUGCAACAAAGAUCACACACAAGGCACAAGCUGUUACCUGCCUGGCUGCAAAGUGGCACGUAUGUGCGACAUUAGAGUCUUUUGAUGCAAAUGAUGGUGAGACACCUACGACCCGUGUCACCACGAGCCAUAACCAACCCUUUUCAGAGGCUUCUGGUGGCGAAUCUGAUAGCGAGGCUAGUGACGAGGAAGAUGACUUGGACAACAACAAAUUGAUCCCUGCAUACGCUUACAGUACCAUCUCAUAUCAAAAAAGACAAGCUUUAGUGACAUAUUUUGAGAACAACAGAGCAGGAAUCACUGUGUUUGGUUUCACAUUAGAUCGGAGCACGAUCCAUACAAUUUUUGGGGUUGAAUUGUCUCUUGUUCUAUGGCUACUCGGGAAAACUAUUAGCAAUGUAUAAAAUAAGCUUUGCUCAACCGGCCUUAGUAGUAAAAUCUCGGCAUUGGAUGGUUAUAAUGGUGCUGAGGGUCACCUUGGCAGAGAGGCAGGGAUGAAGAUGGUUGUGUAAAGGUUUCAAAUUUGAUUCCUUUUGUGUUAAGAGUUUUUAUGCUUUGUAUCUUCUUUCUUCUUUUGUAUUUCUUGUGUAUUUCCUUCCUAAUAUUAUUAGAAUCCAUUUUUCUCA